Molecule: messenger RNA, 5014 nt
Organism: Tupaia belangeri chinensis (Chinese tree shrew)
Lineage: Eukaryota; Metazoa; Chordata; Mammalia; Scandentia; Tupaiidae
Gene: TMF1
Product: TATA element modulatory factor 1
Exons: 17
Coding region: 213-3497 (1094 amino acids)
Cellular component (GO): endoplasmic reticulum; Golgi apparatus
Source: RefSeq, a predicted model, not a curated record
CCUGUUCUCAGCUGUACGGGAGGAGCUGAGGGGAACAUCCUCGGCUUCGGGGAUACUGUCGGGGUCAUGGUCACCCGCUGAAAGGACCCGCUUCGUGGAGGAGGGUGGCGCAGCCGUUCCACUGCAGCCUUCCCCGGGCCCUCGGCCGGUUGUCCUGGCCCUCGGCCUUCCCGCUUGGUGUAGCCACGGCCACUGCCGGCUGAGGAGGGGCGAUGAGUUGGUUCAACGCCUCCCAGCUCUCCAGCUUUGCUAAGCAGGCCCUGUCCCAAGCCCAGAAGUCCAUCGACAGGGUCCUGGACAUCCAGGAAGAGGAGCCGAGCGCCUGGGCCGAGACCAUUCCAUACGGAGAGCCGGGAAUAAGUCCCCCUAUUAGUGGAGGAUGGGAUACCUCAACCUGGGGGUUAAAAUCAAACACUGAACCUCAGAGUCCACCAAUAGCCUCUCCUAAAGCAAUUACAAAGCCAGUUCGGAGAACUGUGGUAGAUGAAUCUGAAAAUUUCUUCAGUGCCUUUCUCUCUCCAUCGGAUGUUCAAACCAUUCAGCAGAGUCCAGUGGUAUCAAAACCUCCAGCUAAAUCUCAGCGACCAGAAGAAGAAGUGAAAAGCACCUUACACAAACCUUUGCACACUGGGCAGUCAAGAACUACUGAAGCAAAUGAACCAAAAGUGAAACAACCUUCUUUGUGUGUAUCAGGGGAAACUCUGGCAGUAGAUACUCCAUCAUCUAAAACUGAAGAUAAGCAUGAAGAAACUGAUAAUAAAGAAUCUGAUGUGAAGCUGCCAACUGUACAUUUGAAAGUAUCUGAAAGUGUGAUUAAUGUAAAAACAACCACAGAAGGUGUAGCUAAUACAUCUACACAGUCUCUCCCAACAGAAACAAAGGACACAGCUUUGGAACCUAAGGAACAAAAACAUGAAGACAGACAGAGCAAUACACCCUCUCCUCCUGUUAGUACUUUCUCAUCAGGUACAUCUACCACCAGUGAUAUUGAAGUUUUAGAUCAUGAAAGUGUAAUAAGUGAGAGCUCAGCGAGUUCAAGACAAGAGACUACAGAUUCAAAAUCAAGUCUUCACUUGAUGCAGACAUCUUUUCAACUUCUCUCUGCAUCUGCUUGUCCUGAAUAUAAUCGUUUAGAUGAUUUCCAAAAACUCACUGAGAGUUGCUGCUCAUCUGAUGCUUUUGAAAGAAUAGACUCAUUUAGCGUACAGUCAUUAGAUAGCCGGAGUGUAAGUGAAAUCAAUUCAGAUGAUGAAUUGUCAGGCAAAGGAUAUGCUUUAGUGCCUAUUAUUGUUAAUCCUUCGACUCCAAAGACUAAAAUAAUUGAACCUGUUGAAGGAAAAUCUGAAGAAGAAGCAAAUGAAACAUUAAUUAUACCCACCGAAGAAGCAGAAAUGGAAGAAAGUGGACGAAGUGCAACUCCUGUUAACUGUGAGCAGCCCGAUACCUUGGUAUCCUCUCUACCACUGCAUGACGGAGGGGCUGUCUUAGACAAGGUGGCUGAGCAGUGUGAAGCUCCUGAAAGUCAGCCAGAAGCACCUUCUGAGAAGGAAGAUGUUUGCAAGACAGUUGAAUUUCUGAAUGAGAAACUAGAAAAAAGAGAGGCUCAGUUAUUAUCUCUUAGUAAAGAAAAAGCACUUCUUGAAGAAGCUUAUGAUAACCUGAAAGAUGAAAUGUUUAGAGUGAAAGAAGAAAGCAGUAGCAUUUCCUCCUUGAAGGAUGAGUUUACUCAAAGAAUUGCGGAAGCAGAAAAGAAAGUUCAGCUGGCUUGCAAAGAGAGAGAUGCUGCUAAAAAGGAAAUAAAAAAUAUUAAAGAAGAACUUGCCACUAGAUUAAAUAGUAGUGAGACUGCAGACCUUUUGAAAGAGAAGGAUGAGCAGAUCAGAGGGCUAAUGGAAGAAGGAGAAAAACUUUCCAAACAACAGCUGCAUAAUUCUAACAUCAUCAAGAAAUUAAGAGUUAAAGACAAAGAAAAUGAAAAUACUAUUGCGAAGCUGAACAAAAAAGUUAAAGAGCUGGAAGAGGAAUUGCAACAUUUAAAACAGGUCCUUGAUGGCAAAGAAGAGGUUGAGAAACAACACAGAGAAAAUAUUAAAAAACUAAAUUCUGUGGUAGAACGCCAAGAGAAAGAUCUUGGUCGCCUUCAAGUAGACAUGGAUGAAUUGGAAGAAAAGAACCGGAGUAUUCAGGCUGCUCUGGAUAGUGCAUACAAAGAACUUACUGAUCUUCACAAAGCCAAUGCUGCAAAGGAUAGUGAGGCACAGGAAGCUGCUCUGAGUCGUGAAAUGAAAGCUAAAGAAGAACUUUCUGCAGCACUGGAGAAGGCCCAAGAAGAAGCUCGUCAGCAGCAAGAGACAUUAGCGAUUCAAGUGGGAGAUCUUAGGUUGGCACUGCAACGUGCAGAACAAGCAGCAGCCAGAAAAGAAGAUUAUUUACGCCACGAGAUCAGUGAACUUCAGCAGAGACUCCAAGAAGCAGAGAAUCGAAACCAAGAACUGAGUCAAAGUGUUUCAUCAACAACGAGACCAUUACUUCGACAAAUAGAAAAUUUACAAGCAACUCUAGGGUCCCAGACAUCGUCGUGGGAGAAGCUAGAGAAGAAUCUUUCUGAUAGGCUUGGUGAAUCCCAGACCUUGUUGGCAGCAGCAGUGGAAAGAGAACGUGCGGCUACAGAAGAACUCCUUGCCAACAAGAUCCAGAUGUCUUCUGUGGAGUCACAGAAUUCUCUCUUAAGACAAGAAAAUAGUAGAUUUCAGGCCCAGCUAGAAUCAGAGAAAAAUAAGCUAAGAAAACUGGAAGAUGAAAAUAAUAGGUACCAGGUUGAAUUAGAAAACCUAAAAGAUGAAUACGUAAGAACACUUGAAGAGACAAGGAAAGAAAAGACUCUGUUGAAUAGUCAGUUAGAAAUGGAAAAAAUGAAAGUUGAACAAGAAAGAAAGAAAGCCAUUUUUACUCAAGAAGCAAUAAAAGAAAAGGAACGGAAGCCAUUUUCUGUUUCUAGCACUCCCACCAUGUCACGCUCAAGUUCAAUAAGUGGAGUUGAUAUGGCAGGACUACAGACAUCUUUCCUAUCUCAGGAUGAAUCUCAUGAUCUUUCAUUUGGACCAAUGUCUGCAUCAGCAAAUGGAAGCAACCUUUAUGAUGCUGUUAGGAUGGGCGCAGGAUCAAGCAUCAUUGAAAAUCUGCAGUCUCAGCUAAAGCUAAGGGAAGGAGAAAUUGCUCAUUUACAGCUGGAAAUUGCCAAUCUAGAAAAAACCCGAUCAAUAAUGGCCGAAGAACUAGUCAAAUUAACAAAUCAAAAUGAUGAACUUGAAGAGAAAGUGAAGGAAAUACCUAAACUUCGAACUCAGCUAAGAGAUUUGGAUCAAAGAUACAAUACUAUUCUGCAGAUGUAUGGGGAAAAAGCAGAAGAGGCAGAAGAACUUAGAUUGGAUCUUGAAGAUGUAAAAAAUAUGUACAAGACUCAAAUAGAUGAACUUUUAAGACAAAGGCUCAGUUAACUUCUGAAAAUUGAAUUCCUUCCAAACUGAAUGUACAUGUUUAAUAUCUAAAUGCAGACUUCCAAUAAAUUCUUUUAUAGAAUUUGAAAAUGAGAUUUACUGUAGAGUGCAAAAAUUUUCUUAAAUAUUGUUUUAUAGUAUAUAGCAAUAUUUGCAGUUAAAUUAUUUUGUGCAAUAUUUGAACUUUAUUUUUGAAACUAUUCUUUAAAGAUUUAUUUUUUAAACCAUCCAAUUUUUUUUGUUUGCCUUGAAUAGCACAGAGAUUUAUUAUUUUGUCCUUUUAUCAACAUGGCCAGGUAAGAAGAAUAGUGUUCAUAUAUAUAUUGUAGAUGUCUAAUUAACUGUAUCUAUAAUUUGUAUGUGUUUGUAUAUAUUGAGAUCAUUUAAAGAGUAAUAUUAACAUAUUGGAAAACUUUAUCCUUCAAUAUAUCUAAUUAUUACUCAUGAAAAUAUACAUUAGGUAUUCAAGUAAAAAAGUUAUUAAACCUGUGGUUAUUAAAUUUUAAACUUUUUUAUUUCUUUUAAAAGCAGAAGUCACACUGACACUAUCUAAAAUUUGAAAAGUGAAUAAUUUAUACUUUGAAAAGUUUUUUGGAUUGAAAAUUUAUUAUGCCCACCUUCCACACUUGUACAAAUUCUGGUACUGUCUGGUGAAAGAGGUACAUAUUCAAAGUUUCCUAAGCUAAUUGGAUAGUGGAAAAAGUUUGUAAUGAUAAUGUGAGGGCAUCAGUGACAUUUAGUGAUUUUUGAAGAGAUGUUUUACUGCCUUAUAAGAUGAAUCAAAAGCAGUGAAGUUAUUAAGAUAAUUUAAUCUUUAAAAAUUACUUGUUCACAUUUUGUGAAUCUGUAUCUCUGGCACAUUAAAAAUGAAUGUUUUGUAUAACAGACUAUAGAACAAAAUACAGGCUGAGUAUCUCUAGUCCUAAAUCUAGAAUGCUUCAAAAUCUGAAGCAUUUGCACCUAAGUGAGACAAGUAGAAAAUUUUACACCUGAUCUAUGUGACAAAUGGCAGCUAAAACGCUGUAAUACAAAAAUACUGAAUUCAGUGGGGUACAGGCAAUGUAUAAGCUGUAUAUGAAAAAUAAGUGAAGUUCAUGUUUAGAUGGGUUCUCACUAUGCAUAUUUAGAUAUUCCAAAAUGUAAAACAUUUGAAACACUUUUGGUCCUAGGUAUUUUUGGAUAAAGGAUACUCAACCUGUAGAAAGAUUUAAAAAUAAAUUUAAAUUUGGCAUUUUUACAAUUCUAUGUAAUUUAUUAUUUUACUUUUUUCUUGAAACAUCACAAAAAUAGUAUGGGAUGACUUUAGAAGAUAGGUAUGUGUUUUUCAAAAUGUUAUUUCCCUGAGAAGUUAACUAGAAUGUUUUGGACCUGUGAACUGUUGGUUUGUUGGAAAAGUCAUGACAUAUUUUUUGAUUUUCUAUGCAAAAAUGUGUCAUGACUUUUUCAGCACCCUAAUAUCUUGAUACAUUUUAUUACCAACAAUCGUUUAACUGCUUUUACUUGCAUGAAAAAAAAAA